AUGAACUUCCCCACAGUGCAGGCCCCUAUUCAUAAAAAAUCACUGCUACUCUAUCUGGCCACCAACUCGUACGCCAUUGGCGCACUAAUCGCUCAGGAAGACGGAGGUGGUACCGAGCAGCCAAUAUACUAUAUUAGCCGCGCCUUAAAAGAUGUAGAAACUCGUUACCCAAUGGCAGAAAGAGCGUGCCUAGCCAUUGUAUACGCUUCGCAGAGGUUGUGUCACUAUUUCUUGGCAUACGAAGUGUGGCUGAUGACUAAGUCACAUGCCAUUAAAGCUCUUUUACAACAGCCGAUUCUUUCCGGCAGGAUAUCCCAGUGGUUGCUACAAUUAUCACAAUACGACUUGAGAAUGGAGACACCUAGGGCUGUGAAAAGUCAGGUUAUAGCGGAUUUAUUGGCGCAGUUUCCAGGAGAGGAAGAAUUCCCGCUGGAUGAUAAAGUUCCAGGGGAAGUAGCUAUGGUAGAGGAAGUCAGGGAACAGUGGGUAAUGAAAUUUGAUGGGUCUUCUACUACCCAUUUCGGAGGGGUGGGAGUAGUUCUGUAUCAUGAAGAAGACAAGGCAGUGGCACUGUCAUUUAAGUUGGAAUUCCCCUGUUCAAACAACACGGCGGAGUAUGAGGCCUAUCUAACUAGGCUUGCCACAGCGCUUGAAAUGGGAGUCAGACAUUUGAAAGUACUGAGAGAUUCGAACUUGGUCGUCUACCAGGCCAAAGGAAGUUUUUCCUUAAAAGAGCCCAGCCUAGCUCCAUACAGAGCAAUGGCCCAGAGAAUGGAAGAGAAAUUCUCAACCUUUGAGAUAGAACAUGCUCCGAGAAACGAAAAUCAGUUUGCGGACGCGUUAGCCGCAUUUGGUUCGCAAAUAAUCUUUAAAGGGAGUAGCACUAACAUAGAAGUCAGCAAGAGGGAAGAAUCCAUCAUUAAGGUAUUGAAGGAAAAGUUCCGAGAGGAACAGGGCGAAGGGGAUUGA
Quercus robur (English oak) is the source of this 969-nucleotide messenger RNA. RefSeq lists its product as uncharacterized. The coding region runs from base 1 to 969 and encodes 322 amino acids. The record is from RefSeq and is a predicted model, not a curated record. The transcript has a single exon. Lineage: Eukaryota; Viridiplantae; Streptophyta; Magnoliopsida; Fagales; Fagaceae. Gene Ontology annotation, molecular function: RNA-DNA hybrid ribonuclease activity; nucleic acid binding.